AUGUCACCUACCUCAACAUCUCAUGAUGCUAUCGAGAUACCUGCUACGAGGUCUCCUCAUGCUGAUGCCUCCAAGUACAUGCACAACCUUUCUCUCUCUCCCUCGAUGAGAGACCGGAGAUCGUCUCGGAAUUCUUUUGGCACUUCACUGCCCAUCCCGCGUUCCAAGAGACAGUCUCGACUCAGUUCUGUCCACCACAUUGACCGAGAUGCCGUCCUGGGACCGGGUGCGGCUCCUGUCCAACCAACCCGAGACAUACUAGCUGCCCAAGUCCAAGACAUAUCCGCAGACAAGGCAAAGAAAGCCAAGAAUAUGGCAUUCGUCUUCGAUAUUGAUGGCGUAUUGGUGCACGGCGAUCGGUUGAUCCCAGAGGGAAAGAGAGCUCUGGAGAUUUUGAACGGGGAUAACGAGCUUGGAAUAAAAAUCCCACACAUAUUCCUAACAAAUGGAUCGGGCAAACCAGAGCUCGCCCGCACGCAGCAGCUAUCCAACAUCCUGCGGAAUCCUGUCAACACGGAACAGUUCAUCCAAUCCCACACUCCAAUGCGCGCUCUUGCCGAAUACUAUCAUACAGUACUCGUCGUCGGUGGAGAGGGAUACCGAUGCCGAGAGGUAGCAGAGCAAUAUGGGUUUCGUGAUAUCGUGGUGCCCAAUGACAUCGUAGCUUGGGAUACCACUAUCGCACCCUAUCGAGUAUUUACGGAAGAAGAGCGCGCCAGCUCACGACCUCGUGAUUUCUCAAAGACCAAUAUCGAGGCAAUUCUUGUCUUUUCCGACUCCCGCGACUACGCUACAGAUAUGCAGAUUAUCAUUGAUCUUCUAAGAUCCGAGGAUGGUCGAUUGGGCACCAUAGCCGCUGAUCCUCUUUCUCAGCGGAUUCCCAUUUAUUUCUCUCAGGGGGAUAUGCUGUGUCCUACUGAGCAUCCCAUCCCCCGUAUGAGCCAGGGUACUUUCCGUAUCGGUCUCGAGGCUAUGUAUAAAUCGCUCACUGGGGUUGAUCUGGAUCGCGUAGUGUAUGGAAAACCCGAGAUGGCGACCUACAAGUACGCUGAUGAGGUUAUUGCAUCGUGGAUGGAACAACUCCAUGGCGAGGAGCGCAUUCCCGAAAAUAUCUACAUGGUCGGUGACAAUCCGGCCUCGGAUAUUAUCGGAGGCAACAUGUAUGGUUGGAAUACCUGUUUGGUACGCACUGGUGUAUUCCAGGGCGGUGAGAAUGAUGAAGCCAACCCGGCCAACUUUGGCGUCUUCCCAAAUGUUUUGGAGGCUGUCAAAGCAGCAUGCCGGAAGCAACUUGGCGAUUCUUUUGGCUUUGAGUGGGAUGAUCGCGUCAAUCCCGUAUUGCAUGGUGAGAAGCAUGUUGCUUCGGCGAUAGAGUAA
Molecule: messenger RNA, 1377 nt
Organism: Trichoderma virens Gv29-8
Lineage: Eukaryota; Fungi; Ascomycota; Sordariomycetes; Hypocreales; Hypocreaceae
Exons: 1
Coding region: 1-1377 (458 amino acids)
Biological process (GO): glycerophospholipid biosynthetic process
Cellular component (GO): mitochondrion
Source: RefSeq, a predicted model, not a curated record